Apus apus (common swift) is the source of this 2590-nucleotide messenger RNA. It is a transcript of the gene EMCN, whose product is annotated as endomucin. NCBI's taxonomy places the organism in Eukaryota, Metazoa, Chordata, Aves, Apodiformes, Apodidae. The coding region runs from base 94 to 906 and encodes 270 amino acids. The record is from RefSeq and is a predicted model, not a curated record. The transcript is spliced from 12 exons.
UUUCCAUGGAGUAAUUAAGGCCUGCCUCAGAGUGAGAGAGCACUCCCUGCCCAGCUGUGCAAAGGAGAGCUGAGAGCACCACCACCACCAAGCAUGAAGCUCCUGGACAUUGCCUUCUUUUUCCUAGCUGUACUCUGUGUUUGUAUUGUGGGAGAAAAUGAGAAUUCAACCAGUACUGUCAGAACAUCUGUUUCUGCGACAACAUCAAAAUUGGUAACGGAAGCUGGGAAAGCAUCAACUUCACAAGCAACAUCAUUGCAACAACAAGUGUCAGUGCUGACAACAGCUGCAGUCAGACCUACACCUGAAUCCAUCAUAACUAGUGUCACGCCUUCUUCACAUAGUACUACACAACAAAUAACACAAGGUACAACAACGCAAUCAUCAGUAAAAGAGACCACCACAGCAGCAUCUAAAAGUGGCAGCACAACAAAUACUACACAAGAAAGUGGAACACAUCUGGCACCAAAUGGGAGUUUGGAUGCUUCAUCUACUAUGGGAUGGUCUUUGUCUUCUACAACUUCCCUACAAAAACCCACCUCUGCUCAUGGAACCCCAGACUUUCACAUGAGCUCCCUGACAGAAUCAACAAAUCUAGGAUCUGGCAGUCCUGAAAGCAGUUCUGGAGACAAGAAAGUGUCAGAGGGUGCUAUCCACUAUUCCAGCUUUAUCUUGCCAAUAGUCAUCACUUUGAUAGUCAUUACCCUUUCUGUCUUCUCACUGGUGGCUUUGUACAGAAUGUGCCAGAAGAAAACGCCAGAGACACAAGAGAACGGCGCUGAACAGGCACAAUCAGACAAAGAAGGAGUCAAGCUUCUUUCUGUGAAGACAACUUCUCCUGACACUGGAGAGCACUCAUCUCAGGGGAAGAAUAAAACUCGGCAACUCUUCACACCUCAGCAAUAAAUACGUGUGAAGCAACCAGUUUUAUCUCAAUAUGCAGGAAGAUUCUACCAAAGUUGCAGUUCCACAGGAAAUGUGGAGCAGCAGAAGCUUUUUACCUGGCAGGACACUUGUGUUAAUGACCAGCUCUUGACUUAUAAAUCUCAGGUGUCUCCUGUCCCUUCUGAAAUGACUCAUAAUGUUUUGAUGGCUUAAUAACUAUAUCAUAUGUAUUUAUUAUUUUCACAUAUAGUAAAAGCAGGAAAACUUUCAAGAAGGUUAAAGAGAAUGUAAAAAUCAGGUGGUAUUUGCAUAGUAGUUACUAAAAACACUUUCUGCCCGUACAGGAGGGAAUAUGUCAGCAUAGUUUGUUGAACUGAAGGUGGAUAGGGUUUUCUUUUAAUUGUAUGUAGCAAAACACAAACAGGGCCUAACCCCUGAAACAGUACUGGGCAAAUUGCCACUCUGAAAAUUAAUGCAGUGAUUUCCUUGAGGCUCCUCACUGUAGCACACACUUUGCUUGUCAUAAAUGUUUACAGGAUGGGAUGCCUGGGUGAAAUGCUGGGGUGUGUACUGUUUUCUGUGAAGGGAGGAAUAUACCUUGCACUGAGGCUCUUUAAAGUUCUGUAAAUUACUGAGUAUGGUCCUUGUAAUGCAGCAGGCAACAUAGUUUAUUUUCACCUGUUCCUUGGCUAAUUGCAUUAUAUGGGCUAUAAAUAUGUAUCCUAUAAUAGCCUGGGGAGCACAGGGCAGGCCAGCAAGAUAAGCAAUUUUACAGAUUAACCUUCUUUCCUCUGUUCUGAGUAAUGCAUGGGAUUCCUGUGGGUUAUUGGAGAACUCUAGAAGCUUAAAGAGUGUUUCAAGUGCAAAUUACAGAGUCUCUUAAUUUGUACAGACCUGGCAAUUCAAAAAUAUCAUGUAGUGCUUCCACCUGCAUGUAUCCUACUUUUCUAGAACUAUAAAUGUUUGAAAAUGGUAUUACUCUGCUCAGUCUCAAUCCACUGACUCUGGUAGCAUGCCAAGAACCUCCAUUGUUUUAUUGGCAAAAGGGAAGAAGACAACUGGUGGUGCAAGUGCAGGGCCAAGAGCCAAGAUGAUCAUCCAGGUUUUGAGACCUGUUGAUACCAUGUUUUUGAGGAACUUCUUUCUCCACUUUCCCUCCCUGAAAUAAUAAAACGUACUGAGCAGUAUGGUAAGAGAUUGAACCGAUUAGUUAGUUCAUGCUUAUACACAAAGCUAAGAAGGGUUAAUUUCCCUGUGCUUGACUGUUACUCUUAUUUCUUAGAGGCAUCAAGAGAAACUUUCGAUGAAGCUCUGUAAAAAAUAGGGAACCAAUAAGUGUCCUCUGUGCUGCAGCUGAACUUAGAUGGUUCACUCAGGUAUUCCAGGAUCACUUGGGUUGCUCAGGAGCAGAGGAGUCUUGGAUGCUAACUUCAAAAAUGUCAGGCAUCAUACAGUAGUGGGUAUCUGCAAGUAUUAGAUUCCUGAUUGCCAAAGAAUCCUAUGAAUAAAGCAAUCAUUGCAGAUUUCCAUGUGGUUAAAAAAAAAAAAAAGAGUGUUUUGUAGCAUGUUGCAUCAUACCAAAAGGACAGUAGAAAAAAGUAGAGAAAUAUUGUGAAAUAUAUAUAGUGCUAAAUUUGUUCAGAAACUACCAUAUUGUGUCAAGAAAAAAAAUUAACUGCCUAUUAAAAGUUAUUCUCUUUAUUAA